Messenger RNA from Entrophospora candida, 303 nucleotides. The record is from the annotation of a GenBank genome assembly. Lineage: Eukaryota; Fungi; Glomeromycota; Glomeromycetes; Entrophosporales; Entrophosporaceae.
AUGGAAUUACCUGGCAACAUUGGAGGCUUAGAAUUAUUAAUAGAUCGUGUUGCACAAAGAAAAAUCGAACUAGAAUCCAAUCCAAAAUUUAAUAAAAUUAAUAGAUAUCAGAAUAUUAGAGACACUGCCCAGAAAGCUAUUGAUCAUGAAAUAAAUCAUCAUGAUGAUCCAAUGGAUAUAGACUAUACUCUUAUUAAUCUUGCUAGAGAACUUCAAGGAGGUACUCCUAGAAGGAUUGUAAAUCGAACUAAUGCUAAAAGGAAGAAGCCUAAGCCUAAGAAGGGUGCUAAGAAGACAAAAAAG